AUGAGAUUGGAUGUCAAGAGACAGCUUUUCGCCCGCUCGGAGCGGGUGAAGGGCAUCGACUUCCAUCCCACGGAGCCGUGGAUCCUGACGACUUUAUAUAGCGGUCACGUAUACAUCUGGUCGUAUGAGACCCAGUCAAUAAUCAAAACUUUUGAGCUUACCGAUGUCCCUGUACGAGCGGGACGAUUCAUUGCCCGUAAGAACUGGAUCGUCUGUGGUUCCGAUGAUUUCCAACUCCGCGUCUACAACUACAAUACCUCUGAGAAGAUCGCAUCGUUCGAAGCUCACCCGGACUAUAUUCGAUCGAUCGCUGUCCACCCCACGCAACCAUUUGUUCUCACCGCCUCCGAUGACAUGACGAUUAAACUCUGGGAUUGGGAGAAAGGUUGGAAGUGUGUUCAAGUUUACGAAGGUCACAGCCACUAUGUAAUGGGCCUGGCUAUCAAUCCGAAGGACACGAACACAUUUGCUUCUGCGUGCUUAGAUCGCACUGUCAAGAUCUGGAGCCUGGGCUCCCCCCAUGCUAACUUCACUUUGGAAGCUCACGAGACCAAGGGUGUGAACCACGUUGACUACUACCCGCAAGCCGACAAACCAUACCUUCUUACGACUUCUGAUGACAGAACCGUUAAAGUCUGGGACUACACGACCAAGGCACUCAUUGCGACCUUGGAGGGUCACACAAGCAAUGUCUCAUUCGCCUGUUACCACCCUGAAUUGCCGGUUAUCAUCUCCGGAUCUGAGGACGGUACCAUCAAGCUAUGGCACGCAAACACAUACAGAUUGGAGCAAUCAUUGAGCUACGGUCUGGAAAGAGCGUGGUGUGUUGCGUAUCAACGUGGCCGACAAGGUAUUGCUAUGGGUUUCGAUGACGGUGCGGUGGUCGUUAAGAUGGGACGAGAAGAGCCUGCUGUCUCGAUGGAUGGGUCUGGCAAGAUUGUUUGGGCAAGACAUAACGAGGUGGUAUCGACAGUUAUCAAGGGUGGUGACCCCAGCAUUAAAGAUGGAGCACCGCUUUCCCUACCCACGAAGGAAUUGGGCUCGUGCGAAAUUUAUCCUCAGACACUAUCACACUCUCCCAACGGGAGAUUUGUUUCGGUUUGCGGCGACGGAGAGUACAUCAUUUACACUGCUCUUGCCUGGAGAAAUAAGGCAUUCGGUCAGGCUCUGGACUUCGCCUGGGGUUCAAAGGACAACAGCAACGAUUAUGCCAUUCGGGAGUCACCAACGAGUGUCAAGAUCUUUAAGAAUUUCAAGGAAGUAACCGGCGGCCUCGAUGUGGGAUUUCAGGCCGAAGGACUCACCGGGGGGGUGCUUCUGGGUGUGAAGGGUCAGGGAGGAAUUGGCAUGUUCGACUGGGAGACUGGGAACCUUGUCCGCCGCAUUGAAGUUGAACCCAAAGCUGUCUACUGGUCUGAAUCUGGAGAGCUGGUCACACUUGCAUGUGAAGACACUUUUUACGUUCUGCGAUUUUCGAAGGAGAACUACAUCAAUGGGCUGAAUGCUGGCGAAGCCGAUGAAGACGGUGUUGAGUCUGCUUUUGAGGUUGUCACCGACGUCAACGAAUCUGUCAGGACAGGUCAAUGGGUUGGAGACUGCUUUAUUUACACCAACUCGACAAAUCGCCUUAAUUACCUUGUUGGUGACCAGACCUACACAAUCUCUCAUUUUGACCAGGGAAUGUAUGUCUUGGGUUAUCUGCCGCGCGACGGUCGUAUCUACCUUGCCGACAAGGAUGUCAACGUUGUUUCCUUCGGCUUGUCGCUGAGCAUGGUUGAGUACCAGACAGUGGUGCUGCGUGGCGACAUGGACAUGGCUGCGGAGCUGCUCAAGGAUGUUCCUCAGGACCAAAUGAACAAGGUUGCACGCUUCCUCGAGGGUCAAGGCUAUAAGGAAAUGGCCCUGGAGGUCGCCACCGAUCCAGAGCACCGCUUCGAGCUUGCUCUGUCGCUGAACAACCUCGACACCGCUCUUGAAAUUGCCCGUGCAGCCAACGUGGAGCACAAGUGGAAGAUCGUUGGCGAUACCGCUAUGGCAGCAUGGAACCUUGCUUUGGCCGAGGAGUGUUUCACGAACGCGAAGGAUUUUGGGUCGCUCCUCCUGUUGCACACUGCUAGCGGCAACCGCGCCGGUCUCCGCCAGCUGGCCGAGCAAGCUUCGGAAGCUGGUCUCCAAAACGUUGCUUUCUCUAGCCUGUGGUCGCUCGGGGAUGUCGAUGGCUGUAUCGACCUCCUGGUGCGGACCAACCGCCUCGCUGAGGCCGUUCUGUUCGCACAGACCUACAAACCGUCCCGGGCUCCUGAGCUCGUUGUCCAGUGGAAGGCUUCGCUGGAACAAUCUGGGAAAUCGAAGAUCGCUCGCCUCAUCGGCGUUCCCCCCGGUGCUCCCGAUGUUGUAGCGACAGACGACGAUCUGUUCCCGGAGUGGGAUGAGUACCUGCGCUUGGAGAAAGAAGGUGUCGCUCCUGAACCUCCAUCGUCCGAGUCCCUGAUCGACAUCAACGCAGACGAUGAGGCAAUCACCGGGAGUGCAGAGAACGGAACUGCGGAGGUGGAAACGGAGGCCUAG
Aspergillus udagawae is the source of this 2568-nucleotide messenger RNA. Its product is annotated as coatomer subunit beta'. Bases 1 to 2568 code for a protein of 855 amino acids. Gene Ontology annotation, biological process: intracellular protein transport; retrograde vesicle-mediated transport, Golgi to endoplasmic reticulum; endoplasmic reticulum to Golgi vesicle-mediated transport. The record is from RefSeq and is a predicted model, not a curated record. Gene Ontology annotation, cellular component: COPI vesicle coat. Lineage: Eukaryota; Fungi; Ascomycota; Eurotiomycetes; Eurotiales; Aspergillaceae. Gene Ontology annotation, molecular function: protein binding; structural molecule activity. The transcript is spliced from 6 exons.